AUGAGCAUACGCGAGUGGAUUUCUGACGCAAUCAUUGAACUAAUUGGCGAGAGCAAUUCAGAUAUCGUCGAUUAUGUGCUGCAUCUAGCAAAGACGUGUGCCAGCGAGUCCGACCUGACAAAAUCGCUUGUGACAGCGGAGCUGCCAAGCAGCCCUGCAACCGAGGCGUUUGCUAAGCAGCUAUUCGCGCGGGUUCCUCGGGCAGCUGCGAAGCCAAAACCAUCACAGCGAUCAGAUCCCCGAGAAACUGACGAUGAGCUGACACAAAGCAUCAAGAUCAAGAAGAGCGAAGGUGGCUCAGAACCACGGGUGCGUGGCAGGAACAUUCGAAAGCGGGUCGAUACUAGCGAGGAUGAAGAAGACCGCGAGGAGCUCGAGGCGCGCAUCAAGCGGGCCAAGACCGGAGUUCCCGACGACGACGACGACUAUGAGGACAGCGAACAAGGCGCCGAAGAGGAAGCCGAGGAUUCCGCCGACAAGGACGCGCUGGAACGCGAUGCAUUCGCAGAGCGGCUGAGGCAAAAAGACAAGGACCGCACUAAGCAGAUCGUCGAAGACCGGUCAGCAAACCCUGAGCAAAAGAAACGGCGCGACCUGGCCAACGACCGGGAGGCGCGGCAAAAGGAGGUGGGCGAUAUACGCGACCGUGCACGCCAAGAGUACUUGAAGCUGCGCGAAGAGCAGCGCCUGGAGCUGCUGCGGCAGGAGAUUGCCAACGAGGAGUCAAUGUUCAAGGGCGAGGUCAUGACCGACAAGGAGGUCAACGAGCUCGAAUACAAGAAGGAGUUGCUGCGGCUGGCGGAGGAGCGCAGGAACCUGGGGGAUGAAGCCGACACGUAUGCGAUGCCUGAGGACUACAUCACUGAGAAGGGCAAGAUCGACCGCAAAAAGAAGCAGGACGCACUGUACAAGCGAUACGAGGACAGCAAGGCGGAGGUGGUGCUGACGGAGCAGCAGCAGUGGGAGCAGCAGCAGAUCCACAAGGGCAAGCUGCCGGCUAAGGAGAAGUCGGGCGGCAAAGAGUACGACUACGUGCUGGAUCUCGACAACAUCGACUUUGUGCUCGAGGAGACAAUGAACGCCGAGAAGGAGCAGGAUGCGCGACAGCAGGCCAUUGAGGCGAUCGAACAGAAGGAGCGGUCGAUUCGGGAGGUGCGCGAGUCACUGCCCAUCUUCAAGUGCCGCGACAAACUCCUUGACAUGAUUGAGCGCAACCAGAUCAUGAUCAUUGUCGGCGAGACCGGAUCGGGAAAAACGACGCAAAUCACGCAGUACCUGCGCGAAGCAGGGUACACGAGAGACGGCAAGAAGAUCGGGUGCACCCAGCCACGUCGGGUCGCAGCCAUGAGCGUCGCCGCACGUGUUUCCGAGGAGGUCGGGACGAAGCUGGGCCAGAAGGUCGGGUAUGCGAUUCGCUUCGAGGACUGCACGUCUGAGCGUACCGAGAUUGUCUAUAUGACUGACGGCCUGUUGCUGCGUGAGUUUAUGACUGAGCCCGACCUUGGCGGCUACUCGGUCCUCAUGAUUGACGAGAGCCACGAGCGCACACUGCACACCGAUAUCCUGCUGGCGCUGGUCAAGGAUGUCGCUCGCUUCCGGCCCGAUCUCAAGCUGCUAAUUGCCAGUGCCACGAUGAAUGCAGAAAAGUUCUCCGAAUACUUUGACGGUGCGCCGAUUUUCAACAUCCCCGGGCGGACGUACCCCAUCGAGAUGCACUACACAAAGGCACCUGAGGCCAACUACCUAUCGGCAAGUGUGGGAUCAGUCCUCCAGAUCCACGCAUCGCAGCCCAAGGGCGAUAUCCUGGAUGAGAUUGAGCAGGCGCAGGAGAGCUUGUCGCAGGCCAUGAAGGCACUGGGCAGCAAGGUGCCGGAGCUGAUCAUCUGCCCUAUCUACGCAAACCUGCCAGCCGACCUGCAGGCCAGGAUCUUCGAACCAACACCCGAGGGGGCGCGCAAGGUCGUGCUUGCCACUAACAUUGCCGAGACAUCCAUCACCAUCGACGGUGUCGUGUAUGUGAUUGACCCGGGCUUUGUCAAGCAGAACUCGUACAACCCACGCACCGGCAUGGAGUCGCUGCAGGUGGUGCCGUGCUCCAAGGCCUCGGUUAACCAGCGUGCCGGGCGUGCUGGACGAGUCGGACCAGGCAAGUGCUUCCGGCUGUACACGAAGCAAGCGUUCCUGACCGAGCUCGAGGACAGCACGCCGCCCGAGAUCCUGCGCACCAACCUGUCGAGCGUGGUGCUGACGCUCAAGUGCCUUGGGAUCCACAACCUUAUCGACUUUGACUUCAUGGACCCGCCCAGCGCCUCCGCCCUGCAGCAGAGCCUGGAGCACCUGUAUGCCCUGGGGGCGCUGAAUGAGCGUGGCGAUCUGACCAAGCUAGGUCGGCGCAUGGCCGAGUUCCCGAUGGACCCGAUGAUGGCCAAGGCACUGCUUGCGUCCGAACAGUACCACUGCUCGGAGGAGAUGGCAUCGAUCUGCGCCAUGCUGUCGGUUUCUGCGGCCGUCCUGUACCGCCCCAAAGACAAGAAGGUGGCGGCUGACCGGGCCCACGCAAACUUUGUCCGUCCCGGCGGCGACCACAUCACGCUGCUGACGAUCUGGGAGCAGUGGGUCGAGACCGGGUGCUCAAUGCAGUGGUGCUACGAGAACUUUGUGCAGUACCGCUCCAUGUGCCGCGCCCGCGACAUGCGCGACCAGAUCAUUGGGCUGAUGGAGCGCGUCGAGAUUGUGCCUGAGUCGAACCCGAACCCGAACGACACUGUGCCGAUCCGCAAGGCCCUGACCGCCGGGUUCUUCUACAACACGGCUCGGCUGCAGCGCUCCGGCGACAGCUAUGCGACCAUCAAGCGGCGGCAGACCGUGUACAUCCACCCCAGCAGCUCGCUGCACGAGGAGCGGCCCAAGCUGGUGCUGUACUAUGAGCUGGUGCUGACGUCGCGCGAGUUCAUGCGCCAGGUGGUUGAGAUUGAGGCCAAGUGGCUGCUGGAGGUGGCACCCCACUACUACAAGAAGCAGGAGCUCGAGGGCGACUUUAAGCGCAAGAUGCCCAAGACAAUCAAGUAA
Messenger RNA from Linderina pennispora, 3069 nucleotides. Its product is annotated as putative pre-mRNA splicing factor. Gene Ontology annotation, cellular component: catalytic step 2 spliceosome; intracellular anatomical structure. Gene Ontology annotation, molecular function: ATP binding; RNA binding. The coding region runs from base 1 to 3069 and encodes 1022 amino acids. Lineage: Eukaryota; Fungi; Kickxellomycota; Kickxellomycetes; Kickxellales; Kickxellaceae. The record is from RefSeq and is a predicted model, not a curated record. The transcript has 3 exons.